Molecule: messenger RNA, 1119 nt
Organism: Amyelois transitella
Lineage: Eukaryota; Metazoa; Arthropoda; Insecta; Lepidoptera; Pyralidae
Exons: 2
Coding region: 64-1119 (351 amino acids)
Source: RefSeq, a predicted model, not a curated record
AGCACACGUCUCCUACCGUCAACGUAAUUUAAACUACCUACAACAGUUUGUUAGCAAAGAAAAAUGACCAAGCGUAGUGCAGACGAAAAAAUCUCACACUAUAGGAGAAAAUUACGGAAAUUGGAAGAAAAGCAGAAGUCAUCUCGUCCAAGACGAAUAAUAUUUUCGGAUUCAGAAUCAUCAGACUCCGAAAAAAGUCACAAUGACACCGAGCCGGAGAUCAUUGUGGAAAGACCUCAAGCGGACCCUCCAAAUACUCAUCCGGCCGAGGAAAGCGUCCCGCCGCUGGGAGAGGGUGCAGGGCCCAACGAAAGCGAAACCACUGAGGGCGACGCCGCUGCCCCGGAGCUUGAUCCCGAGGUGUUACUGGCGCUCGGCGCCAAGACAGAAGACGGCCCCGAGUACGGGGACAAUAUUCAUGCAAAUUUGGCACAGCUCUGGACCCCUUUGUUAAAAAAGGGCCUCUCUAAGGAGGAUAAGGAAAAAUUAUUAAAAGAAUAUUUGGUGCCUCAAAAUUGUACAUUAUUGCAAGCACCCAAGCUCAAUCCGGAGAUAUCUGCAGCGAUAACUGAGAGCAGCCGAAAUCGGGACAAGAAAGUGCUCAGUGCACAGCAACAGCUAGGCGCGGGUGUAACCGCAGUCAACAGAGCAAUGGAUUUGAUUUUGAGCAGCGAAAACGACAUCAAACUAAAGACUAUUAAAUAUCUUAGCGACGCAUGUCGCAUCCUUUGCGACCUGCACUAUACAGAAACACAAACUCGCAUUAAGCUCAUCACCCCAAGUUUAGACAAAAGCUUUGUGAAUGUCGUUCAAGAUUCACGUCGUGAUGAGACCCUGUUCGGAAACAAAUUGUCCGAAAAAAUAAAAGCCUCGAAGACUAUAGAAAAGCAAGGUUUUCAAAUUAAGAAGACUACACCAAACCCUGCAUCUUCGGCGUCUACAUCUUCCCGUCCGGCUCCACCACGGGGAAACUGGUCAGCGCCUCCCCGCUACCCGAAGGGCGGCCGGGGAGGAGCCAAGAAAAAUCCGGCGCCAAGGAAGCCGUCGUCAUCAGCUCCCGCGACUGCGGCCAAGGCCACCAGCAAGCCGCAGACACGCGGACAGACACGGCAACAGUAG